GGAUUCACGAAGCGUGAAGAAAUAGGAAGGGAGGCUAGAAAAAGCGAUGCACCAUGCGCUGGUUGCUCGAAUGCGUGCGUAACGCACGAGAUCGCGACUCUCGCCUUACAACUGGAGCAAAUAUAUUACUUGGUGAUCAACGACACGCAUCAGUAGUUCGUGUGCUACGGUAAACUAAAUACGCGUGCCGUGAUUUCAGCACGGACGUUAUCGUUUCGCGAGGAAAUCGAUGGGACAAAAGUCGCUGUCGAAGAACACGAGGAUCUGCUGUUCGUCGUUGAAACGGUAACAGAUUCCUCGUCCUUUAUUCGCUUGCUGACACUACGAAGACGGAUCAGAUUCAGAUAUGAUCGAAGUCGAAAAAUGAAGGCAAAGAUGAAUCGGGUGGUUCUGAUAUUCGGUUUUUGGAUCACGUUGUCGUUGGUGAGUAUCUGUGAGACGAGUAACGACACGUGGAACAAAAUUCGCGAGAAGAAAGCGCGGAUAGUGAAGAAACUGAAGAAGGACUUCCGGAAGUUGAAGAAACAGGAAGGUGCGGUGAAGCUGGUGGGUGGCGAGAAUGAAUACGAAGGAAACGUGGAAAUACUUCACGACGGGAAAUGGGGUAGCGUGUGCGACGACGAAUGGGAUUACUUGGAGGCCAAUGUGGCUUGCAGGCAAUUAGGCUUCGACGGUGCAAUUAAACCGACGACGAACGGCCACUUCGGUCAGGCGAGAAGAAAAUACUGGAUGGACAACGUGUAUUGCGAUGGAAGCGAGGAGGAACUGUUUAAAUGCCGGUUCGACGGAUGGGGCAGGUCCGACUGUGAAAGCAGCGAGGCGGCCGGUGUAAUUUGCGCUCGCGACCAGCAGGACCGACGGGAUAGGGGCGCGAUAAGGGACGAGGUGAAAGCGAAGCCGGAGAAGCAGAGGAUCAAGGAUAUCCAUCGGCAGGGAGUGGCGAUAAGGCUCGCCGGUGGUCGUGUUCACAGCGAGGGCAGGCUCGAAGUGAAACUGGGAAACUCAGAUUGGGGCGUUGUCUGCGGCGACGGCUGGUCCCUGUUCGAAGCGGCCGUGGUUUGCCGGCAAUUGGGCCUAGGUUACGCCUCCGACGCCGUCCAGACGAACUUUUUCGGCGGCGAGAAGAUGCCCAUGGCCAUCAGCGGUGUGCAAUGUCACGGGGACGAGAACAGUCUCGUCGACUGUCUGCACGACAAGGUCCUGGACUGUCCAGGUUCCGUGGAAAACGUAGCUAGCUUGGUCUGUCUCCGAGAUAUGCCGGACCUCGUGUUCGAUCAUAUAGAGCUUAUGCGAACGGCUCACCUGGAGGACAGGCAACUGUUCUGGUUGCAGUGCGCAAUGGAGGAGAACUGCGUCGCUUCUCAGGCUUAUAGGAUUCAAAAGGAAUCGGAGAACUGGCACCUGGAGACCAGAAGAUUGUUACGAUUUACUGCGAGGAUUCUAAACGCUGGGACCGCGGAUUUCCGGCCGUCAGUGCCGAAACAUCUCUGGGAAUGGCACAUGUGUCAUAUGCAUUACCACUCGAUGGAGGUGUUCGCCACGUUCGACGUGUUAGACCUGAACGGUAGCAGGCUCGCCGAGGGGCACAAAGCGUCCUUUUGCCUCGAGGACAAUCAAUGCCUGCCCGGAAUCGAGCCGAGGUACAAAUGCGCCAAUUACGGUGAUCAAGGAAUUUCCGUGAAUUGCACCGACGUGUAUAGACACAAUAUCGAUUGCCAGUGGGUGGACAUAUCGGAACUCACACCUGGAGAAUACGUCUUUAAGGUCGCGGUGAAUCCUGAGUUCAAAGUGGGCGAGAUGUCGUUCGACAAUAACGCGGCAAUUUGUCGCCUCCGCUACACGGAAUCGUUCGCCGCGGUGCACGGUUGCGUCAUGGGCCGGCCUUGACACGGCCACUUAUGAUAAUCGCGGAAAAGUAACGAAGCGCUAUCACGCGACGCGACUUAUCGCGCACGCUAAUUAAGAUUCUCGUAAACAAUAAAGAGAAUCUCUCAGCUCUCGUAA
Ceratina calcarata is the source of this 2004-nucleotide messenger RNA. RefSeq names its product lysyl oxidase homolog 2B. Gene Ontology annotation, molecular function: protein-lysine 6-oxidase activity; copper ion binding. Gene Ontology annotation, biological process: peptidyl-lysine oxidation. NCBI's taxonomy places the organism in Eukaryota, Metazoa, Arthropoda, Insecta, Hymenoptera, Apidae. The transcript is spliced from 8 exons. The record is from RefSeq and is a predicted model, not a curated record. Bases 364 to 1887 code for a protein of 507 amino acids. Gene Ontology annotation, cellular component: membrane.